AUUCAUAUUUCAAUAACAAGUAAAACACUAUUUAAAACACUGUUGUUACACAUUGUCCACCAGACGGCCCAAAGAACACCUCAGUGUCAGUCAGUCCCUCUGGUGAAAUAGUGGAGGGCAGUUCAAUGACUCUGACCUGCAGCAGUGAUGCCAACCCACCUGUGGACAAAUACACCUGGUGGUACAAGAAGAAUGGAGGUGACUAUCAGAGUAUUUUUUCAGGACCACAGCAUGUCUUCAACCAAAUCCAGUCAUCUGACACUGGAGAGUAUGAUUGUGAGUCCCAGAAUGAGAUGGGGACAGACAGGUCUAGGACCAUCAACAUGGAUGUGAAGUAUGGCCCAAAGAACACCUCAGUGUCAGUCAGUCCCUCUGGUGAAAUAGUGGAGGGCAGUUCAGUGACUCUGACCUGCAGCAGUGAUGCCAACCCACCUGUGGACAAAUACACCUGGUACAAGAAGAACGUAGCCUCACCAAAAGCAUCAGGACAGAGUUACAGCAUCACUAACAUCAGCUCUGAGGACAGAGGAGAAUAUUACUGUGAGGCCUGGAAUAGAAGAGGAUCUAGGAACUCUACAGCUCUGAUGAUCAUUUUACCAGGGAAACAAAUAUCAGUUCUGACUGCAGCUGUAGGAAUCAUUGUUGUUGUUCUGGUUCUCAUCCUCUGUCUCUCUGGACUCAUGUGGUUCAGGAAGAAGGCCUCCAGAUCCCCCUCUGACACAAGAGACACAGCAGACGAUGGACAGGGAGACUCUAGUCCAGUGUAUGACAACGUCUCAAGCGUGGCCAUGACCUCUACUGCAGCACAGACAGGAGCCACAGAUGACCAGGAUGAUGUUCACUACGCCAGCGUCCACUUUUCUCGCUCCAGAUACCAGGAAGUGCCUCUGUACUCCACCGUCCAGCUGCAUCAACCACAGAUACAAGACGAAGAUGUCCAAUACGCUGCUGUGAAAUUCAACCUCCCCAGUGCUGCCACCCAGUGAGCAUAUUCUGUCAUUACAACAACAGGGUCAAUACUAUAACAUUGUGAACACACAGCAUUAAAGGAGACGUUGGAUUGUUUACAACCAAAUCUGGGUGUCCAGUAUGCUGCUG
This is a messenger RNA of Oncorhynchus mykiss (rainbow trout), 1098 nucleotides long. The record is from RefSeq and is a predicted model, not a curated record. NCBI's taxonomy places the organism in Eukaryota, Metazoa, Chordata, Actinopteri, Salmoniformes, Salmonidae.